Molecule: messenger RNA, 846 nt
Organism: Triticum turgidum subsp. durum (durum wheat)
Lineage: Eukaryota; Viridiplantae; Streptophyta; Magnoliopsida; Poales; Poaceae
Source: the annotation of a GenBank genome assembly
AUGGACGGUGGCACAUCUAGCAAGAGACGAGUGGAAGCCUCGGGCGAGGGAGAGAGCAGCGGCAAGAGGCAGAAUGUCACCAUGGGGAUGGACGCCCUCGACUGCCCCGUCUGCUUUCAUCCCCUCAGGCCUCCGAUAUACCAGUGUUCUGUGGGGCAUUUCGUAUGCUCGUCUUGCCGCCCGAAGCUCGUGCGCAACAAGUGUCACUUGUGCUCUGCCGAAACUACCUUCAAGCGCUGUCUAGGGAUGGAACGUCUCAUGGAAUCAGUCACAGUCGCUUGCUGCAAUGCCAAUUAUGGAUGCGCCCAAAAGCUGACUUACUACCAAAGGGAAGAACACGAGGAGGCAUGCCCUAACACCCCAUGUUUCUGCCCGGAGUCCAGCUGCAGCUUUGCAGGGCCAACAGACGCCCUCCUUGAACAUUUUGCCUCCCAGCACAAGUGGCCAUGUACAACCAUCAAAUACUAUGAAGAUGUUAAGUUCCACCUAGAACCAGGUCUACAUUUUCUUCGUACCGAAGAAAGGGUAAUUUUCUUGCUCAACGUGGCACUAGAGCCAGUCGGGCAUGCCAUCUCUGUUGUCUGCAUCCAACCUAAAGGUACAAACUCCAAGUUCAAAUGUCAAAUGUCCUACAGUUGCUUUACAACUGGCUAUUAUCAGAGUUCAACGUACAAGAUACGAAGCUCAUCGCUGUCUGAUGGGCUACCAAAGGGAUACAACCUAAUUCUGCCCAAGGAUGAGGUACCUGAUGAUGGAAAGGGCAUCCCGCUUAGGUUCUGCAUUCAUGAUCCUACUAAAAUAAAGGUGCACGAGCCCAUUUAUCUGAAGCUAGUACAGGGUGUAUGA